AUGGAUCUUAAGCAACUGAAAAAAUUGGACCUUUCCUCGAUACAAAGAGUCUCAACCCCUUAUGACUUGACACCUCUCAGCUUCAGCACGCCCUAUGACUUUCCUCGUCAUUUCUUACCAAAGGUUAUGAAAGAUGACAGUAAAAUACCCUUGGUCUUGGUUGCUUGUGGCUCAUUCUCUCCCAUCACCUAUCUUCAUUUAAGAAUGUUCGAGAUGGCCCAAGAUCACUUCAAAGAGAGGAAUGAAUUCGAGUUACUCACAGGUUAUUAUUCACCUGUAUCGGACUAUUACAUGAAAGAAGGCUUGGCCAAAGCGCAAGAUCGCGUCAAGAUGUGUCAGUUAGCAGUUGAAACAACCUCAGAUUGGUUAAUGGUCGACUCAUGGGAAGCGCGUCAAGAACAAUAUCAAAGAACAGCUGUCGUGCUUGACCAUUUUGAUCAUGAGUUAAAUACGGUAGGUGGUGGUAUCGCAACAUCAACAGGUGAAAGAAAGAAGAUUAGAAUUAUGUUAUUGGCAGGUGGUGAUUUGAUUGCCUCAUUUGGUCAUCCUGGCGUAUGGGCGCCAAAUGAUUUGCAUCAUAUUGUAGGUCAUUACGGAUGCGUUAUCAUAGAACGAACGGGUACGGAUGUGUAUGGAUUUUUAUUAUCACACGACAUUCUCUAUCAGCACAGGAUGAAUGUUACUGUUAUCAAGCAAUUGAUUCACAAUGAUAUCAGCUCAACAAAAAUCAGAUUGUUUGUGAAAAGAGGAAUGUCAAUCAAGUACUUACUACCAAACCCAGUAAUCGAUUAUAUUCAUCAAUAUGGUUUAUAUUUACCGCAAACAAUGCCACCACAACCGCCUUCUACAUCGAUAGCCACAGCAAAAACAAAAGCAGCUUCGACACAGUCGAAUGAAAAAGAGGGAGACCUUUCAAAGCAAGGUCCGCAACCCAUCAUUAGAGAUUAG
This is a messenger RNA of Mycotypha africana, 948 nucleotides long. RefSeq lists its product as uncharacterized. Gene Ontology annotation, biological process: NAD+ biosynthetic process. The coding region runs from base 1 to 948 and encodes 315 amino acids. Gene Ontology annotation, molecular function: nicotinate-nucleotide adenylyltransferase activity; nicotinamide-nucleotide adenylyltransferase activity. The record is from RefSeq and is a predicted model, not a curated record. NCBI's taxonomy places the organism in Eukaryota, Fungi, Mucoromycota, Mucoromycetes, Mucorales, Mycotyphaceae. The transcript has 7 exons.